UCAUUUGCUUAAGCAAAUUGCUUUUAAUUUUAAUUUUUUUCAGUUUUCUCUUCAAUGGAGUCUAGUGAAGCUUCUUCGAUCUUGGGUACAUUCAAGUCAAAGAAGAAACUUCAAAUCGGAUCCGACUCGGUUGUCUCCGGGGCUCCAUCUCUUGAUCCAUGGAGCUCGAAAACCCCUGAGAAGCCCAUCAUUCCUCCUCGCCGGACUCGGAAUCGGAGUGCCGCGCUUUCUUUAAAAGAAGUCCGAGAGGCCGCCCAGAAGCUCCGGAAACGCGACCCGACCCACCCGAUUACACAGGCUGAUGCCUCAUUGAGCUCGGGGAAGUCCCCGGCAGUUAAAGCAAAGAAGGCUGUAGACCCAGUAAAGCUACCAGAAAAGUAUGAGUUGUUGGAAGAAUUCUUCAGAAGCUUGAAUAGUUCGAUUCGGUUGCUGCGAUUGAAGGGUUCUUCAACGACAUUUACAAAUAUUAGUACCAAAGUGGAGUGUCUAACAGAUAGGAGGUUUACUUACAAUCACUUAGCACAGCUGAAGUUUCUUUUACCUGAGGCUAUUGAGAUCAAGAAGAUCCUUGUGCAUGACGAACGCACAUACUGUAUGAAGCCUGAUCUUCAUAUUACAUUAAAUGCUAAUGCAGUUAAAGUUGAUGAAAAGCUGAAAUCCACUAGUGACACUGUACAACUGGAGAAAGUCUUCCGCGCUCGGCUUUUGGAUUUCUUUAAAUCCCAUCCUGAGGGAGAUGACAUUCCUGAGGAAUCAUUACCGGGAGCAUUCGGUGAGUCAAAACAAGAGCUCUUAACAAACUCAUCAACACCACCUGCAGUCGCACAGUUAAUGGGAGAGACACCGAUUGCUUCAAUGCAGAAGCAGGCAGCAGCUGCAUCGCACCUGUCUCAAUCUCUCAGGAAAUCGUUUUCUCAUCGAGCAUCUAUUGCUAAAGCAGAAGAUACCGAGCAACUUCAAACAGUUCCUCGUUCUUCACUUCGUCCAGUCUCAGAACCCCAGAUUGCCAAAUAUUCCGCUGAGAGCCACACCUCUACAUCUGCUGAUAAAACUCCUUCCAAAUUGCUUUCGACACAAACUAGCAGAGCAAAAUUCUCGGCACGAGGGGUUCUUUCUUCCGGUACUUUACCACCAUCUCCUUUAGCCACAACUCCAUUAAAAAACAUGAAGGGUGGAGAUGGUUCGUCUUUAUUAAGUGCUGAAGAAACUCCAGCAAAACAUUCAUCUACACCAGCAAAAUUGAUGACUUCUACACCUGUGCUCCAACCUACCAAGAGAUGUUAUAUGAGUCCGGAUGGAGAGUUAACUGAAUCACCACAAAAGCUAGUUAGGCGCCCUCCUCGUAUUAGGUCAUUGACCUUUGAUACUCCUGUGAAGAGUUCAAAAGUAACUGAAGUCAUCGAUAGUAGAGAAUCGUCAACAGAUGAUGAAAUCUUUGACAUUCUUCCUGAGAAUCUUCUGCAAUCGAUCAGAGAAAAGGAGCUAAAUGCAUUAGAGGAGCAAGAUCCAGCUAUAUCCCAAGCGAAAUGGCACAAGAAAAUGAUUUCGAGCUUACCGAAGUUCUUCGACAUGAUUUACUUCCUGUUUCAAUCAAUUAAACGUUCUGUGAUUACUAAAGAGGAGAUUAUGCACAAAGUACUUUCAAGCCAUUUAGAGAUUGCUGAUAGGAGAGAAGUUGAAGAGCAACUCCGGUUAUUGCAAGAAAUUGCUCCUGAAUGGAUCCAUGAAAAGCUGGCAAUUAGUGGGGAUCUUCUCUUAUGCGUUAGCAAGGUAUCAAAUGCCGAAUCAAUACGCACAAGAAUAGCUGAAGCAAAGUGAGAAGCGAGGGCAAGGGAAAUUAAAUUAGACCUGAGUUUUCCAACUUGAGUUGUAAAUAUGAUAGUUAUAACUAGAUUGUUGCACUACAUUGACCAGACUCUGCACCAUUUGGCCGCAAAGUUGCUAUUCAGUACAGAUUAUUUAACUGGCUUAACCAGCAAUAUAGAGCUAAAGUGACUUGAUAGUUAGUGAAGACAUUGUCUCAUUUUCUUAUUUUGUACCCUUAUCCUGUAUAUAGCAAUGAUGCUUCUCUUUUGUAAUGAGAAUUUUGGUAAUAAUACUUACUUCUUUCUGGCGUUC
Nicotiana tabacum (common tobacco) is the source of this 2118-nucleotide messenger RNA. Lineage: Eukaryota; Viridiplantae; Streptophyta; Magnoliopsida; Solanales; Solanaceae. The record is from RefSeq and is a predicted model, not a curated record.